Molecule: messenger RNA, 363 nt
Organism: Oppiella nova
Lineage: Eukaryota; Metazoa; Arthropoda; Arachnida; Sarcoptiformes; Oppiidae
Source: the annotation of a GenBank genome assembly
AUGAGUAAACGUAAUGAAGCUGCUCAAGCACUUGAAGAUUCAAAAUCGGAUAUUGGCUGGGGCAGUCAGAUUCGUUCAUAUGUACUGGAUGACUCUCGUAUUAAAGAUUUGCGUACUGGUGUUGAGAACUCGAACACGGGUGCAGUAUUGGAUGGCGAUCUAGAUAAAUUUAUUGAAGCCAGCUUAAAACAAGCGAAUCCGACUCGCCGACAGAUUUUGGAAUGGCUCAAGAAGCCACAACAAUAUUUGUCGGAAGAGCAGUGCGGUGGCUUUGGUCGUGGUGUGUGUGCAGGGAAUAUCGAGAAGCUCGUCAGGAUUAAUUCAGGCCGAGAAAUAUGGUCAAUGGUCAUAUUUCUCGCGUAA